ACCAGCAGCACGGAACGGUGCGUCGACAUCGGACCACUACAUCGCCCAUCUGCUCAACUACACUGCGCUGCCGAUCUUUCCGGGAGGUGAGUGGCGGCCUCGACCACGGUGCUAGACGGGUCUGCGCACGGACGCCGCAUCUGAUGGCACAACGGUGGCGCUGCGGUCGCUUCGUAGUGUACUACAAAACAUGGAAUCCUGCCUGGGCUCGUCGUAGGGCCCGGUGGCACAGCAGUACGUGCAGAGUGAACCCAUGCUUGACCUCGUGCAGGCACAAAAGGGAAAGUACAAGCCGUAGAAAACUACUGAUAAUGUCCUCAACUGCACUGCCAAAACCGCGACGCAGGGCUCAAUACUACGGGGCAUUGGAAUUUCUGGUGAUGGUAAUCCUCUCUACCACAAUCUUAGUGGUUUCCUCAUGUAGCAUAGACUGCCCACACGACGACAAGCCUAGAUCAGUAUGCGCAGACGACAGAUCCACCUACCGAUGCAACUGCACAUGUGUCCCACAGGGAUGGACCUGUCCGCCACUGGAAAGCCAACUCAUGGUUUGCGGCGGCGGAAAAAAACCUAAUUGCUCUGAUCCUUGGACUCUUCUGGGAGAAACACCUACAUGCCACUGCUUUUGCCGUUGAUCGCCCUCACGAACGACAAAAACGGACUAAGCGCCGAUUUCUCAAGCGGUGCAUUCUUUUGCACAUGUCCGAGUUGCACCGCCACGCUCAGCAAAGCCUGCUUUCCAGGAGGCGAAUGGUACUUUCGAUAGAAGGCUCGUCCUAAUGCACCCUCUUCUUUUUUUAUUUUUUUUUAUUUAUUGAUACUGCAAUCAUAGUUUGAGGAUUCUGGCAGUAGGGUACAAAUGUUGAAAAUAUCAUAAAAAUAUGAUUUGAUAUAUGCUUCUCAAUAAAAAAAAACCUGCAAAAUACAUGCAUGCACGAA
Dermacentor albipictus is the source of this 939-nucleotide messenger RNA. RefSeq lists its product as uncharacterized. The record is from RefSeq and is a predicted model, not a curated record. NCBI's taxonomy places the organism in Eukaryota, Metazoa, Arthropoda, Arachnida, Ixodida, Ixodidae.